AUGGGGUGGAAGCGGAGGAGGGAGAAGGACGAGAGGGAGGCUCAACCAAAUGAAGGCCUUUAUCUGUUGCAGAAAAUAACGGGAAAAUACGCUGCUCAGCUCGCUGCACUCAGCUCCAUUCAUCCUGUUGGGGUGGUGUUAGUGGGGUUCAUAGCAGAUGACAAGCUUGCCCCUUGGGAUUCAACUAUCGCAUUUACGAGCUCACCAAUGAUUGUGGAAAUGGUCAAAGCUAUGGGCCUACCCCUCACAGAGGAUAGUGCCUUAGCCAUGAGGAACUUCUACAACAGGAUAAAGGCAUUCAGGUACAAGGUUUAUGCAGGAAAGGCACAAAUAACUUACUCAUAUCCUUCCAGCCCAUAUCAACCCGAUGCCAUUAAACAGAGGUAUGAGCAAUUUGUCUCCUAG
This is a messenger RNA of Cantharellus anzutake, 405 nucleotides long. RefSeq lists its product as uncharacterized. The transcript has 3 exons. The record is from RefSeq and is a predicted model, not a curated record. Bases 1 to 405 code for a protein of 134 amino acids. Lineage: Eukaryota; Fungi; Basidiomycota; Agaricomycetes; Cantharellales; Hydnaceae.